AUGCUCCGCAAUGAUGAAGUCCAGAGGCAUACACUCCUGUCCGAGAUGAUUGCCAGGGCAUCCGGUUUCUCAGCGUGGCUUCUGCCGUCUUAUACGCGGCCCGGAGGCCAUCCUCCGUCAUGGCUUGCACCAAUUUGGCCAUCAGCCGCUCGUCGUCGUGUCAUCAAAAUGGUCGUUCUGGUAGCUCUCUUCUGCUUUGUUACAUGGGCACUAUGUACUCGCAUACCGCUGCAUCCCGUGCAGGGGACACAACAACUGCAACAGCCGGAACAGACACCACACCCUCACCCUCGGCCUGAAGACCCUUUCCCGCCCACGCACGCGACUGACUUUAGAAUUCAUGACCCGAGCAUCAUCCACGUCGAUGGCACGUACUACUCGUACAGUGUGGGCAAGCAUAUUCUCAUCCACCAGGCACCCAGUCUCGACGGGCCGUGGAAACGCACCGGCACCGUCCUCGACGCGGACAGCGUGAUCCCCAAGGGCGACCGGAAAGCCCCCUGGGCGCCGCAGACCAUCCGCCACGGCGACACGUACUACUGCUUCUACGCCGUCAGUAACUCCGGAUGCCGGGACAGUGCCAUUGGCGUCGCUACAUCCAAGUCCCCCGGUCCUGGCGGCUGGACGGACCACGGGCUACUCGUACAGUCCGGGACAGGAAAGGGCUCAGAUGAACACCCGUUUACUAGCUCCAAUACCAUCGAUCCGAGUGUGCUCGUUGGAGAAGACGGUCAAGGAUACCUGAUGUUCGGGAGCUUCUGGUCGGGUAUCUGGCAGGUACCGCUAGACGAAACCCUGCUUUCGGUGGCAGGCGAUGCGAGAUCCGAGGCACGACAGCUGGUGUACAUGGAGAAGGCGCCGCUGCCGGCGAGCAAGCACCCCAACCCGCUGUGCCGGGAGCCGUCGGGUGCCCGUCCCAUUGAGGGGAGUUUCCUCUCAUACCGUGAGCCAUGGUAUUAUCUCUGGUUCAGUUAUGGGAAGUGCUGCAAGUUCGAUACGAAGAAUCUGCCACCUCCGGGAAGGGAGUAA
Molecule: messenger RNA, 1029 nt
Organism: Aspergillus lentulus
Lineage: Eukaryota; Fungi; Ascomycota; Eurotiomycetes; Eurotiales; Aspergillaceae
Product: putative endo-arabinanase
Biological process (GO): carbohydrate metabolic process
Molecular function (GO): hydrolase activity, hydrolyzing O-glycosyl compounds
Source: RefSeq, a predicted model, not a curated record